This is a messenger RNA of Ochlerotatus camptorhynchus, 1074 nucleotides long. RefSeq lists its product as uncharacterized. The transcript has a single exon. The record is from RefSeq and is a predicted model, not a curated record. Bases 1 to 1074 code for a protein of 357 amino acids. Lineage: Eukaryota; Metazoa; Arthropoda; Insecta; Diptera; Culicidae.
AUGGCGUACGCUGCGGUAGUGUAUGCUAGAGGAAGGAACGAAGCUGGCGACAUAGUCGUGAAUCUCCUGGUCGCUAAAACCAGGGUGGCUCCGAUCAAGCAAGUGUCGCUACCAAGGUUAGAGCUCAACGCAGCGGCUCUACUAUCAACACUGAUGGAAUCAACAAUUCAAGCGCUCAGCCACCUCGAAGUGGAUCCUUGGGCCUACACGGACAGCAGCAUUGUGCUCCAAUGGUUGUCCACUCAUCCUCGCAAAUGGAAGUCUUAUGCAGCCAACCGUACAUCUGCAAUUCUAGAAGUGCUGCCGCGUGACCGCUGGAAUCAUGUGCGAAGCGGGAACAAUCCUGCCGACUGUGCCUCACGAGAUCUCACACCUAGUGAACUUGUGACGCACCCGCUCUGGUGGCAUGGGCCAGGCGAACUGAAAACGGAAGCUGAGCACUGGAAGCAAGUACCUGUCGAAGCAACCGAAGAUGAAGAGGUACUCGAGUCCCGUCGGUUGAAUGUUCUACACGCCGCAGCGAUGGCUAUCCGAACCAACUACGACAUCGAGAAUGGUCUACUAGAACGACGAUCCAACUACACCCUCAUCGUGCGCACGCUGGCAUAUGUGAACCGAUUCUUGUUGGCACUCAAGGCGGAGGACGCGAACCUCGAACCCGGACUUUCGCCGAACGAAAUCUACGAUGCCAAGGCGCAGUUAGCUCUAGCUGCACAGUACGCUUUAUACAAGCUGUUGCAGAAGGGUAAGGAUUUGCCAGCCAAACACAAACUGUCUGCCCUUCACCCCUUCCUGGAUAGCCAAGGAACGAUGCGAGUGGGAGGACGAUUGCAGAAUUCGUCUUACUCAUACGACGUUAAGCACCCAAUUAUACUCCCGGGGAAUAACAAGGUAACCGAAUUGCUGUUGCGAGAUCUUCAUCUGCGAAACCUCCAUGCAGGUCCCACACUGCUCACAGCUACAGUCAACCGACAAUACUGGGUGCUCGGACUUCAGACGGCUGUCCGCUUAAAGGCCCAAACGCAAUGUGGGCGGAAGCGGAACGGAAACGGAAAGUUUGACAGUUGUCACUAA